This is a messenger RNA of Fibroporia radiculosa, 1263 nucleotides long. RefSeq lists its product as uncharacterized. The record is from RefSeq and is a predicted model, not a curated record. Gene Ontology annotation, molecular function: agmatinase activity; metal ion binding. Lineage: Eukaryota; Fungi; Basidiomycota; Agaricomycetes; Polyporales; Fibroporiaceae. Bases 1 to 1263 code for a protein of 420 amino acids. The transcript has 7 exons.
AUGAAGUUCGCGCCCUCUCUCCUGUCCCUCACUUCUCUCGCCAUCAUCGUCCUCGCACACGGUGACCACGAUCAUGACUCGCAGAUGCCCCUAGACUACGUCAGGUUCCCUUACCAAGCCGUAUACCCUGGCGAUGAUGAGGGCAAGUCCUUUUUACUGCAGACUCCGUCUUCUCCGGCAUCACCACUUUUGCCAAGCUGCCUUGGGUCCAAUGCCUCGGCAAGGAUAGAGACGUGGCCUUCGACGUGGCUUUUAUCGGGGCGCCUUUCGUACGACACCGGGACAUCUUAUCGCCCGGGGGCUCGUUUCGGGCCUGCGGGCAUUCGAGCCGGCUCCCGCCGCCUCACGUUGUAUGGAGGCUACAACGUCCCCCUUGAGGUCAACCCCUUUUUAUCAGGUCUGAAAAUUGUCGACUGUGGCGACAUCCCGGUUACUCCAUACGACAACAAGUAUGCCAUCCAACAGAUCGAGAAUGGCCACAAGGAGCUAUUGCACCGACGGACGUUCUCGCCCUUGGGCAACGACUCUCUUACCGGCCUCCCCCUCGAGCCUCUUUCCAUUGACGGCAAGUCGCAUCCCCGUGUCAUCACACUUGGCGGCGACCAUACAAUCGUCCUUCCCCUCUUGCGUUCCAUCUACAGCGCAUACGGAGCGAUCUCAGUCAUUCAUUUCGACAGUCAUCUUGACACUUGGAAGCCCCAGGUCUUCGGCGGUGCGCCUUCCGACCAAGCGGCUAUCAACCAUGGCACAUACUUCUACUGGGCGAGCCAGGAAGGUCUUAUCAAGAACGGGUCAUCCAUUGCAAGUAUCCGUACCGAUGGAAUCAUCAGAAAGAUCCGCGACACUGUAGGAGAUAUGCCGGUCUACCUCUCUAUCGAUAUUGACUCCAUCGAUCCGGCAUUUGCGCCUGCGACGGGCACCCCGGAGACAGGUGGAUGGUCGACGCGCGAGCUGCGCACGAUCCUCAGAGGACUGGACGGUCUGCACAUCGUAUCUGCUGAUAUCGUUGAAGUCGCCCCAGCAUAUGACACCAACGCCGAGCUGACCACCAUGGCUGCCGCUGAUGUUCUAUACGAAGUUCUGAGCGUCAUGGCGAAGACUCCGCUAGAGCUUCUGACCGAUGACUGCGAAUUCCUCGUCAUCUCUGAGCUAGAGUUCAUACGGCCCCUCUAUGUCCGUACCGAAGCCAUCAGCGCUACCCGUACAUUGUCUGCGCCUUACGCCGUUGUAAUCAUCUACCAAUUGACCUAUGACCAAUCUUAG